ACAAUGGCAAAGAAGGUUGCCGUGAUUGGAGCAGGUGUCAGUGGCCUGAUCUCUCUGAAGUGCUGUGUGGAUGAGGGUCUGGAGCCUACUUGCUUUGAAAGGACUGAAGACAUCGGAGGACUGUGGAGAUUCAAGGAAAAUGUGGAAGAUGGCCGAGCAAGCAUCUAUCACUCCGUCAUCACCAACACCAGCAAAGAAAUGUCCUGCUUCAGUGACUUCCCGAUGCCCGAGGAUUUCCCCAACUUCCUGCACAAUUCUAAACUCCUGGAAUAUUUCAGGAUCUUUGCCAAGAAGUUUGAUCUUCUAAAAUAUAUUCAGCCUUCUCUAUGUUUGUUCAAGACAACCGUCGUUAGUGUGAAAAAACACCCAGAUUUUGCAUCUUCUGGGCAAUGGGAAGUUUCUACUCAGAGCAAUGGCAAGGAGCAACAUGCUGUCUUUGACGCAGUUAUGGUUUGCAGUGGCCAUCACAUCCAACCUCACCUGCCACUGAAGUCAUUUCCAGGUAUCGAGCGGUUCAAAGGCCAGUAUUUCCAUAGCCGUCAAUACAAACACCCAGCUGGGUUUGAGGGGAAACGCAUCCUGGUUGUUGGAAUAGGCAACUCAGCCGUAGACAUUGCCUCUGAACUGAGUAAGAAGGCCUCGCAGGUGUUUAUCAGCACCAGACAUGGUGCCUGGGUCAUGAGCCGAAUCUCUGAAGAUGGCUACCCUUGGGACAUGGUGUUCCACACUAGAUUUAGCACUAUGCUCCGAAAUGUCCUGCCACGCACAGUCGUCAAGUGGAUGAUGGAACAGCAAAUGAAUCGAUGGUUCAACCAUGAAAAUUAUGGUCUGGUGCCUCAAAACAAAUACCUUAUGAAAGAACCUGUGCUAAACGACGAUCUCCCCAGCCGUGUGCUGUAUGGAGCCAUCAAGGUGAAAACAAGAGUCAAAGAGCUCACGGAGACUGCUGCGGUUUUUGACGAUGGCACGGUGGAGGAGGACAUUGAUGUCAUUGUCUUUGCCACAGGCUACACUUUCUCCUUUCCUUUCCUUGAAGAUUCGCUUGUGAAAGUGGAGGAUAAUAGGGUCUCGCUGUACAAAUCCAUGUUCCCGCCUCACCUGGAGAAGCCAACUCUUGCAUGCUUGGGUCUCAUCCAGCCUCUGGGAUCCAUCUUCCCAACUGUGGAGCUUCAGGCGCGUUGGGCAACACGGGUUUUCAAAGGUGAGUGGGCUGCUCCACCAAGCAGCGUCUCCUACAUUCUUUCCUUCAUUUUAAAAACUAAGCACAGAGGUCCUGCCUGGUUUGGAAAAAGCCAGAGCCAGAUACUACAGACCAAUUACAUUGACUACCUGGAUGAACUCGCCUUGGAGAUAGGUGUGAAGCCAGACCUCAUCUCUCUCUUUUUCAAAGACCCUAAACUGGCUGUGAAACUCUACUUUGGGCCCUGCAAUUCCUACCAGUACCGCCUGGUUGGGCCUGGGCAGUGGGAAGGGGCCAGGAAUGCCAUCCUCACCCAGAAGCAGAGGAUCCUGAAGCCCUUAAAGACCCGCAGUCUGAAGCCUUCAUCCAACAAUCCAGCAUCCUUCCUGCUCAAAAUCCUGGGGCUUUUGGCAAUUGUUCUGGCCUUCUUUUUCCAACUUCAGUGGUUCUAAUCUGUCAGAAUGACACUUUGUCCACCAGUGCCUCUCAUUCAUCAGUGUCUCUUUGAAAAAACAAGACUAAAGAAAUUAUAUCUAUAUAAUAAUUUUUACCGUUAAGGGGAACAAGUAAGAUAACUAUAGGGAGAUUAGAAAAAUUAAGUCUAGAUAUAAAACUAAAACUAAGGUCAUGAAAUAUCUUUAUCAUGCUACUCUUUCCUGAAAUUCAUCAGUCUCCAAACAAUAUUAUACAAUAACACGAACAUAGGUAGAUAGUGCUUCCAGACACAGCAGAUUUUGAGUUAUAUGAAAAACAAAUUAUGCAGAAUAAAAACCAAGUCAUAGCUGGGCAUGUUGGCUCAUGCCUUUAAACCCAGCACUUGGGAGGCAAAGGCAGGCAGAUCUCAGUGAGUUUGAAGCAAGCAUGGUCUAUAUAACAAGUUCCAGGACGGCCAAGGCUACAUAGAGAGACCCUGUCUCAAAAAAAAAAAAAAAAAAAAAAAAAAAAAGUCACAUAGGUUAGAUUACUGAACAAUUUAAAGUGUGGUAGAUAUUUCAAAUCCCAUACACUCCACGCAUACUCUGGUCACAGUUCCCAGGUAUUAGGGUCUUUUAUCUUGAUGAGGUCACUCAGAAAUACUGGUGGCCAAAAAUGAGAUGAUAAACCAAAAGCAACUACUUUAAGUAACUCACAUUGCAAGCUAAGCAAAUAGACACAGUUCCUGUGUAUUGACAGAAACAAUGAUGCAAAAAUGAAAAUAAUAUACCCUAGCUACAACAUAUAGAUAGAUAUUGGAUCUCACAGGUUAGACAUUGUAGGAGUAGAGCUAUGAUACCCAUUCUAUAGAUGACACUGAGGGACAGACAGUUAUGGAGUAUGCCCUUAGCCACUGGUUCUUGAGAUGAAGCUUCUAUUGGAGCCCAGUUUGUUGAGCUCUGGAACUAAAGGUUGUAACCUCACAUGCAAUAUGCUUAUUUAUUAAAACUUCCACUCUUGAUAAAGUACUUACUAAUAGAUUAUUUUAUUCAUUGUAAAACUAGAACAUAGUUCUAUUCAUUGUAGAAAAUGGCACUUUGCUUGCAAACACAAUCUGACUAAUGUCAUUUACAAUAUUAGGUCUACAUUUCGGCUGGAUAUUAAAAAACACAUGAUCUGG
This is a messenger RNA of Cricetulus griseus (Chinese hamster), 2774 nucleotides long. The record is from RefSeq and is a predicted model, not a curated record. NCBI's taxonomy places the organism in Eukaryota, Metazoa, Chordata, Mammalia, Rodentia, Cricetidae.